Messenger RNA from Toxotes jaculatrix (banded archerfish), 1904 nucleotides. Its product is annotated as dual specificity protein phosphatase 19-like. The transcript is spliced from 5 exons. Gene Ontology annotation, molecular function: JUN kinase phosphatase activity. NCBI's taxonomy places the organism in Eukaryota, Metazoa, Chordata, Actinopteri, Toxotidae. Gene Ontology annotation, cellular component: cytoplasm. Bases 202 to 723 code for a protein of 173 amino acids. Gene Ontology annotation, biological process: regulation of MAP kinase activity; protein dephosphorylation. The record is from RefSeq and is a predicted model, not a curated record.
CUCAGCUGUCGGGUCGGUGUUGAAGCUGUUGUUGCUGCCGCAGUUUCUGUUUCUCACAGAUUUUUAUGCUGUUGAAAACAUUAGCAGCUGUAAUGUCACAUGUAGGCUCAAGGCACCGGUCUAACGGUGCCCGGGAUUUUGCUUGAAUUCAAACCAUUUAGAGCAGGCUUUUGUCUAUUGCAGCUGUAAAACCCUGGUGUGAUGCAUUCGCUGGCUCAGGAGAUCCAGGGAUUCUCCAAAAACCAUCUGAAGAAGCAGUGCACGCGUGUUACCACGGUGACGGGCAGGAAGCUGCUGGAGAGGAGGAGCGAUGGCGGAGAGGGAGAGGUGGAGCAGGUGGAAGAGCUGGAGGAGGGAAGUGGAUGUGGAUUUGUAGAAGAUAAAAGUCUGGACCUUCAAGUUGGUGUCGUUAGACCCUUCCUACUGCUGGCCUCUCAGGAUGCAGCCCACGACAUUGACACCCUGCAGAGAUAUAAGGUGUCUCAUGUGCUAAAUGUGGCCUAUGGAGUCAAUAACCUGUUCCCAGAUCAGCUGGUGUACAAGACGCUCCAGAUCCUGGAUCUCCCAGACACGGACAUCACUUCAUAUCUUGAGGAAUGCAGCUACUUCAUAGAUCAGGCUCGAGAACAGCCCGAGAAGAGACUUUAUUCUGUGAUGGGAGGCUCCAUGUUGAAUAAAAGAGACAAAUGUGUCAAUACGCUGAGCUUCAGAGCUGAGCCUUGAGCCUGCGCGAUUGUCUAAAGAUGUGGCUGGAAUUUUUUAAAGUUUAUUUCCAGCCAGGCACUGUAGGCAGUAAAAUAAUUACAUCAACAUUAAUAUUAAUCAUAUCACAAAUUUUAACACACACAGCCUUGGCCACAGACAGAUUUAUUCUUGCUCUACAUGCACUGUCUAAUGCUGCUGUCAGAGAUGUUGGAAAGUCAGAAAUGACAGAUUUUCAUGAGGAAAAAUGCAAUGAAAUGAGUCUUCAAGCUGUGAUUUUACCGACCUGAUGCCGUGUCAACAUGGUGAAUAACUACACUCAUUUAUUAGAACAUGUUUAGAAUUUUUAAAUGACUAAAAGACAUCAGUGUUAUCUGGCCAUGUGGAUAAUUAAAUGUUAAGAUAUCAGCCUCUGAAUUUUAUGCUACAACCUCAAUACUGUGGAAUUGAAUGAAAUUUUGUUUGUGCUGGUCAAGUACUGAAAAUUAUAAUUCAAAAACUGUUUUCAUGGGGAGUAUUUCUUCUGUAGAAAGUAGUCUCUAUGGCUACUGUUCACAGUGAGGUCUGUGAAAUAUCUGCAGUAACCAUGGCAUUGUUUCUGGCAGCACUGACAACACUGUUAGAUUUUUUUUAAAUGUCACUUUUCAAUGUUCUGAGCACAACAAAUGUAAGUUCUUUUACCUCCAUCUUACUGGAGUGGCAGCGGAAAUCUCAGAAAUGGAUAUCUCAAAAUCUUAGCAGAUAAAAACUGUACAACUGGGAGUAGGUGAAUAUUUUUUGUAAUUAAGGUGAACUCACCCUUUUAAUCUGGAAAACACUGAAAACUGGCUGCAAAUGUACAACCGCUGUCAUUUAAAUCACCAUAAAAUCCAAUAUUAGCAAUAAUACAGUCGAUUCAGGUCAUUUUAUAGGAGCUGUACACUAUAUACAGUACGAAUAUGUAACACAACAAAAGCAGCUAAUUUAGGCUGUUUAUUUGCUGUGAGUUCAAGGUUAGCACUACGGCUAACCACCACCACCGCAGCCUUAACCCCUCUCCUGUCUUACGUUCUUUUUCUCUUUCCAUAGGGUGGUGUGGUGCUGGUCCACUGUAAUGCUGGUGUGUCACGCUCCUCCUCAAUUGUGAUUGGCUACCUGAUGUUGAGGGAGGGGCAGACGUUUGAUGAUGCAUACAGCCAGGUGAAACUGGCGAGGCCAUCGAU